Molecule: messenger RNA, 3643 nt
Organism: Lontra canadensis (Northern American river otter)
Lineage: Eukaryota; Metazoa; Chordata; Mammalia; Carnivora; Mustelidae
Gene: PER3
Product: period circadian regulator 3
Exons: 20
Coding region: 257-3628 (1123 amino acids)
Biological process (GO): entrainment of circadian clock by photoperiod; circadian regulation of gene expression; negative regulation of transcription by RNA polymerase II
Cellular component (GO): nucleus; cytoplasm
Molecular function (GO): transcription corepressor binding; transcription cis-regulatory region binding
Source: RefSeq, a predicted model, not a curated record
CGCUGCCCGGCGGUGCCCGGUGGGGUGAGCGGAGGCGGCGGCAGCUGGCUGCCCCCGUGAGCAGAGCCAUCCGAGACUGCAUGGAGAUCCUGCAUAGGAAACCGGCCAGGUGACCAGGGACCCGUAUCCGCCGGCUCCUGAUGACCAGUCAUUUUCACUAAGGCAAUGGCGUGGUCCAAAAUGAGAAAUAAAUUCCUAUCGCUGACUGCAAGGUGAAAAGGAAGCAGGCGACAGACCGAGGGCUGCUGAGCAGAAGAUGGACCCCUGUGAAGACCUGGAAAGGUCCAGCCUUAAAUGUCUGGACUCCAGGGGGACUGAGCCUCUGGAACUUGAAAGAGCGCAGGCCCGGGCCUCGGAGGCCUUGGGGAGAGGACAGGAGGAGAUGUGGAGCCAGAAGUUCCAACUGCAGAGCCCACAGGUGGAGAGCAGCAACAGUGAACAGCAAGAUCGAAAUAGAGUUUCUGAAGAACUUGUAAUGGUUGUGCAAGAAAUGAAAAAAUACUUCCCAUCAGGGAGACACAGUAAGCCAAGCACUGUCGAUGCCCUCAACUAUGCCCUUCGCUGCGUGCACAGAGUACAAGCAAACAGUGGGUUUUUCCAGACCCUCAGUCAGAGUGGAGCACCUCAAGCAGCUGCGACCACCUACAGUCUUGAGGAGCUGGGCACGGCUGCCUCGGGGUACCCUUCCAAAAACACAGGUACCUUUGUGGCAGUUUUUUCCUUUCUGUCUGGAAGGUUAGUGCACAUUUCUGAACAAGCUGCUUCAAUCCUGAAUUGUAAGAAAGAUUUCUUGGAGUCAUCUCACUUCGUGGAACUGCUCGCUCCCCAAGAUGUGAGGGUUUUCUGUGCACACACUGCCCACGCUCACCUCCCCCUCUGGAACAGCUGGACCCAAAGAGCAUCUCAGUACGACUCCACUCCGGUGAAGUCCUUUUUCUGCAGGAUCCGGGGAGGCCAGGACACAGAGCAAGAGAAACAUUACUGCCCAGUCCGGAUUAUCCCUUAUCUGCUGCAUGUACGUAGCUCUGCCCAGCUGGAAUCUGAGCCCUGCUGUCUCACCCUGGUGGAGAAGAUUCACUCUGGUUAUGAAGCUCCUCGAAUCCCAGUGGAUAAAAGAAUUUUUACCACAACACACACCCCAGGAUGUGUCUUUCUUGAAAUAGAUGAAAGAGCAGUGCCUUUGCUGGGUUAUCUACCUCAGGAUCUGAUGGGAACAUCCGUCUUAGCUUAUCUGCACCCAGAAGAUCGUUCUCUCAUGCUCGCAAUACACCAAAAAGUCUUGAAGUAUGCAGGCCACCCUCCCUUUGAACACUCACCCAUCCGAUUUUGUACCCAAAAUGGAGAUUACGUCAUUUUGGACUCCAGCUGGUCCAGCUUUGUGAACCCAUGGAGCCGGAAGGUGUCUUUCAUCAUUGGUCGGCAUAAAGUUCAAACGAAUCCCCUGAAUGAGGAUGUUUUUGCUACCAGAAAAAGGAAGAUGAACAGUCAUGACAAAGACAUAACAAAACUACAAGAACAAAUUCACAAACUUCUCUUACAGUUGCCUUCGCAGCAGGUGUACGUCAGUGGAAACAAAACUACGACUCUGGGACAGCCGUUCUACGUGGACUCAACGGCCAAGCCCCCAGAUACGCGGGUGACAGGGACGCGUCCCGGACGGCUUGGCGAUGAGCAGAAGGCCUCAUCUACCUUCCAGACAUUAAAAAACAACAGUGUGCCCACGGAGUCUUAUGAAGAUUGGAGAAAAGACCAGCAUAACCCAUCGUACCAGCAAAUAAACUGCAUUGACAGUGUUAUCAGAUACCUGAAGAGCUACAACAUUCCAGCUUUGAAAAGAAAGUGUGUAUCCUGUACCAAUACAACCUCUUCAUCCUCCGAAGAAGACAGACACAACCACAAGGCAAAUGAUGCUGAAGCCUUGCACGUGGUGUCUCAGAUCCCAGCCAUAGCCAACCUGGAGAUGCCGACCACCGGGCGGCCCGCACACGCUGCAGGAGGCACUCCGAGGACCCUGGCCCCCACGGCCCUGAGCCUGGGCUCUGGCCUGAACCAGUGCAGCUACCGCAGCCCGCUCAUUCCUGCCCCACCACCAGAGACAGCAGAAGUGACUCCAGUAGAGGAUAUCGCCCCUGCUUAUGAGCCCUGGACAGCACACACCCCCCCAGCUCCACUGCCCUCAGAAGAAUUUAAGCACAUAGGGCUCACGAAGGCUGUUGUGUCAGUGCACACCCAGAAGGAGGAACAGAAUUAUGUUGAUAAAUUCCGGGAAAAGAUCCUCUCAUCGCCGUACAGAUCCUGUCUUCAGAACGAAAGCAGAAGCAAAGCUAAACAUUUGUAUGUUCAAGGAGACUCGGCUUCCAAGCAGGCCGGGUCAGCUGGCUGCAAGAAGGGGAAGCCCGGGCGGAAGAAGCCGUCGGGGCGGUGGGACAGCAGGGACGCCCCGGACACCUUCUGUCUCUGCUUGGGAGGAGACGGCCAGCACAGGGAGCCCUGGGGCCCUUCCCUCGCCUCCGCUCCGCAGGCCUCCAGCCUUCCCUUCCUGGCUGCCCUGAUGGCUCCCGACCUGGGUCCUUACCUUGUCCCAACCCUGCCUUCUGUGGGAAGAGAGCAUGCAGUGUCCCUGACCACACUCAACCGGCUGCCUAAGGCCACUUUAUGGAAUGACUUGCAGACUUUUCCUGCUCUCCCUUCUCCUUCUUUAGAUACUGUGAUGACCAUUUUCUUGCCUGAUCCCCCUGGCUGUCCCCUGCUGUCACCAUCCUUCUGCCCAUAUGAUUUCCUGGGAGCAGCGGGCUCUUCUGGAACGCCGCCCUCACUAUCUGCAGUCACUCCACACCUGGAGCCACUGUCCUCUGUCCCCAGCCGGAGGCGGGUGGAGGGAAAAUGGGAGAUGCCGCGUGGAGAGCACCCCUGCGUUAACUCAAGGAGCAGCUCACCACUACAGCUAAACUUACUGCAGGCAGACAUGCUCGGAUUCUGUGAAUCUUCAGAUCAGACGAGAAGGGAUAUUUGUCUGGAAGCAAAGUAUCGCAUCUCGGGCAGUCGUGGGAAGAACAGUGGUUUUGCCGCUGGUGAGCUGUUCAUGGCACUGCUCCACGAGGAGCCACCAUCUGGAACGGGUUUUGCGGCAUCAGGAAGCAGGGACAGCAGUGUGGACUUCUCUAGUACUGGUUGUCCUGAAACCACCUCCAAUGGGCAGCAGUCUGAGGACGCACAGGAAGAGGAAACAUUUCCCGGUUUAGCUGAAGAGGCCAUGUGGAGAAUGAUAAAGCAAACUCCUGAGCGCGUUCUCAUGACGUACCAGGUACCUGAGAGGGUGACAGAGGCUGUACUGAGAGAGGACCUGGAGAAGCUGGCGGGCCUGCGGGGGCGGCAGCCCCGGUUCUCACGCAGCCAGAGGGAGGAGCUGGCCAAGGUGCACUCUUGGAUUCAGAGCCAGACUGUCCCUCAAGGAAUAGACAUCCAAGUAAGCACUGUGACAACAGCUGUCCUGUGUGAUGUCUCUCUGUGCCAGGCAGUGCCUGAGGCACUUAAUAUGCAUUGCACCAUCCCACUGAAAAUUACAGUCCUCACAGAUGCUUCUACCUCACCCAUGAGCAGCAAAGUAUCGUGUACAGAUAUUAAAUAAUUUAUAUAUGGUCGC